Molecule: messenger RNA, 789 nt
Organism: Bipolaris victoriae FI3
Lineage: Eukaryota; Fungi; Ascomycota; Dothideomycetes; Pleosporales; Pleosporaceae
Exons: 2
Coding region: 1-789 (262 amino acids)
Molecular function (GO): gamma-glutamylcyclotransferase activity
Source: RefSeq, a predicted model, not a curated record
AUGGCGACUUUCAAAUCUCCGGAUGUCUGGUAUCUUGCCUACGGUUCUAAUAUGAGAUCUUCUGUUAUGACCGGCAGGGGAAUAAAACCACUCGAUGCCAAGACUGUAGUUGCACCAAGAUACUACCUCACGUUUGAUAUCUCCGGCGUACCGUAUGCUGAGCCCUCAUUCGCAAGUGUGGCCGAGUUCCCCGAUGAUAUCGACAACAAAGACGAGACGCUGAAAUUGCAUCUUGGCACCACUGCUAUCCCUGUCUUACCGGUUCAUGGGAUUGCAUAUUUGCUCACAGCUCGAGAUUAUAACCGCCUUGUUGUGACGGAGGGCGGUGGCGUGGCAUACGAUGAAAUCAGCCUAGAGGCAUUGGUGUUGACAGAAGGUCAAGUAACAUCACAACCAAGCUCACAAAAAAUCAUCGCGCGUACGCUCAAAGCCAAGUAUCCUCGACGCCCAAACGGCUCCCCGAGUGCACGCUAUCUGGGUCUACUGAUCCAAGGCUGCAAAGAACAUCGGCUCCCUUUGGAAUAUCUGAAUUACAUUAGCUCGAUGCCCUCCUAUACAGCAAAUUAUUGGAACCCAGGCUCACUUUUAUUCUUAUUACUCUGGCGUCCGUGGCUACGAAUUUUGAUUAGACUCAUUCGGAUACGGACCGACGAGAACGGGCACUGUCCACAUUGGCUGGGAAUCCUGAUUCUUACAGUAUAUGAAUAUAUGUGGAGCUAUCAUGAUCGGGUACACUCCAGAAUCUGGCAAUGCGGAGAUGGGACAAGAUUAGAAUUUAGAAGAUCUUAG